CGUGUUCCACGAUGGCUUUUUACAACGAGGUGUCGGGGGUUAAAGUACACUGACAUUUAAACACAUUUCCGGGUAAAUGUUGUCAACAUAACAUUAGUUCUAAUAGUUAUUUAGUCUGUAUAUUUAAAUAUGUCAACUUUUGUGGAUUAUUUACUGUUUUCUAUUACUGUUUUUUAUUGCUUAUUGGCUUAUUUAUAAUACCUGUUUUGAAUUUGUUUCUUUUCACUAUGUCUAUUAUUUGCACAAUACGACUGAUUCAUAAACUGCUGUAAAUCCUUUAAAUUUCCCACAGCGAGACUGAUAAAUGAUUAUCUUAUCUUAUCAUAUUAUAUCUUAAAAUAGGAAAUAUGGGUGAGACAUACGUGAGACAUCAGUUGUUUUAUUUUGUCAGCAAAAUAUGUCCACUUCCGGUAUCACACUGUUUAACGCACGUUAGCUUGACGCGACCAGGGAGACAACAGCGCGCAGAGCUACCGUCAACCAGGCUCGUGAAGCGCAAACAAAUGGACGCCGUCUGUUAACUUUCGCUCUUUUGUUCCCGCACACGCGCACACGGGGACACGGGGACGCGUCCUUCGGGUGGACCGUUUAUCUGGUCGUCUCUCGGCCCGGGAAGACCCCGCGGCUCCGCUGACCCCGUCGGGCCUCGUCGUCGUGGCCCCGCAGGACUCGAGUGAAAGUUGGGACCGGAGUGCCAAACUUCUGCUUCCUCUCCGCGGGGCCCGGGGCUCCUGUCACCGGCCCUGUGGACAGGUGUGACCCGCCACCAGGAGAAAGGAAUCCCUUUGAUGGGAGAAUCCUCUUUCCUGGCCUCCUGGGUCAACCGCCGUACCAUGAUGAUGGAUGAGCAGGAGGCGCUGAACUCGAUCAUGCAGGACUUGGCCGAACUGCACCGCUCCAGCCGUCCUGCCAUGUUCCUGUCGGACCUCGGCAAACCCAAAGCCUCCUCGCCCAAGAACCAGAACGACGUCAGAGUGAAGUUCGAGUUCAAAGGGGAGAAGAGGAUCUUACAGUUCCCUCGACCCGUCAAGCUGGACGACCUGAAGGCGAAAGCCAAAGUGGCGUUCGGUCAGACGAUGGACCUUCACUACACCAACAACGAGCUCGUGAUUCCUCUGACCACGCAGGACGACCUGGACAAGGCCGUGGAGCUGCUGGACCGCAGCGUUCACAUGAAGAGCCUGAAGAUCCUCCUGGUGCUGCAGAUCUCCUCCCAGAACUCGUCCUCCAACAUGGCCCUCCUGUCGUCGCACGAGGAGCUGGACAACACGGGCUUCAGGGUCGCCGACAAGAAGACAAUGCUGGCGUUGAUAGGCUCCCAUUCCACGGACCGCAGCUCCCCUCCUCCCGGUUACAUUCCCGACGCGCUGCAGCAGGUGGCGAGGAACGGCUCCUUCACCAGCAUCAACAGUGAGGGGGAGUUCAUCCCCGAGAGCAUGGACCAGAUGCUGGACCCGCUGUCGAUGAGCAGUCCAGAGAACUCUGCGUCUGGGAGUUGUCCCUCUCUAGACAGCCCGCUGGACAGCGACUACCCAAAGUCCAGGAUGCCGCGAGCUCAGAGCUACCCAGACAACCACCAGGACUUUCCAGAGUAUGACAUCCCAGUGUUUGAGAAGUCGGGGAAAGGUGGGACGUACCCUCGGCGAUACGGCAUUCCCUUCGGUCUUCAGGACUACAGUGACGGGAGGAAGACGUUCCCUCGCGCCCGGCGAACGCAGGUCCACGGCUUCCGCUCGCCGGUCAGCUUCAGCCCCACGGAGCAGUCGCCCAGCACCAGCAGCGGCAGCAGCGUCUUCACCCCCGACCUGGAGGAGGCCCCGGGGCCCGGCAGGAGGCCGCGCAGGGGCAGCGACAUCGACCCCGGCCUGUCCGUCAUGGACAUCAGCCCGCCCAGCCGCUCGCCGCGCGCGCCCACCAACUGGCGGCUGGGGAAGCUUCUGGGUCAGGGCGCCUUCGGCCGCGUGUUCCUCUGCUACGACGCCGACACCGGGCGGGAGCUGGCGGUCAAGCAGGUCCAGUUUGACCCGGAGAGUCCGGAGACCAGCAAGGAGGUCGGCGCUCUGGAGUGUGAGAUCCAGCUGCUGAAGAACCUGUGCCACGAGCGGAUCGUCCAGUACUACGGCUGCCUGCGAGACACCAUGGAGCGGACGCUCUCCAUCUUCAUGGAGUACAUGCCGGGCGGCUCCAUCAAGGACCAGCUGAAGUCGUACGGGGCGCUGACGGAAAACGUGACGCGCCGCUACACCCGGCAGAUCCUGGAGGGAGUCUCCUACCUGCACAGCAACAUGAUCGUCCACAGAGACGUGAAAGGUGAGGAGGGGGGGGCGCUUUAUUUUGUAGAGCAUGAACAGGAAGAAGCAGCUGGGAGCCUCUCUCUCUGUUCAGGGGCCAACAUCCUGCGGGACUCGGUGGGCAACGUGAAGCUGGGCGACUUCGGGGCCAGUCGGCGGCUGCAGACCAUCUGCCUGUCGGGAACGGGCAUCAUGUCGGUGACCGGCACCCCCUACUGGAUGAGUCCGGAAGUGAUCAGCGGCGAGGGCUACGGCCGGAAGGCGGACAUCUGGAGCGUCGGCUGCACCGUCGUGGAGAUGCUGACGCAGAGACCCCCGUGGGCGGAGUUUGAGGCCAUGGCGGCCAUCUUUAAGAUCGCCACCCAGCCCACCAACCCCGUGCUGCCCGCCCACGUGUCGGACCACUGCCGAGACUUCGUCAAGCGCAUCUUUGUAGAGACUAAGCAGCGGCCGUCUGCAGAUGAGCUGCUGAGGCACAUCUUCGUACAUUAACCCCUGAACCCUUCACCCCCCCGCCAGAUACGGCCUUACCCGAGGGGGCCGGCCUGCCUCUGACUCCGCCCCCUCCAGGAGCUGGCUGGGAGAAGGUGGGGCGUGCCGACCGGUGUGGGGGGGGGGGCUCCUCCCGUCUUUUUUAUUUCUCUCCGCUAGUUGCACCUUAAUUUCUCAAACGAGGGGCGGAGCUCUUCCUCCUGAAGGGAUGAAAAGCGACUCUUUGAAAACGUCUCCUCCUCUUUAUUUGUAAACGUUUGUACGGUUCCUCUCUCCGAGCGUCGGUGCCGUGGACCUACAGGAGGCGAUGCCCGACUCUCACGAGGCCCUGGACCCCCACCUCGCUGACCCGACCCCAGAAUGUAGUCUCCUGCCAAACCCAGAGGGGUGGCGACGCCCCGGGCCCGCUGCUAUCCACAUCUAAACCCCGAUGCAGAGGACACGCCCCCAAAACCGUUUCCACUCACCUGCCCUCGCCCCGCCUCCUCUUCACUGUCUCCUCCAUCUUUGUUCUUCGCCGUGUGCCUUUUCUGUUUAAUGCAGCGCACGAGUCUCCAGUUCUUCUCCGUGUUGUUUUGCCUUCCGGGUAAACUGCCUCCGCAUCUCAGUUCAGCCGUUAACGUCCGCUUGAGACACCUGAGCAGGCGCCAUGCUGGUCCCACCUGGUCCCACCUGGUCCCACCUGGUCCCACCUGGUCUCACAUGGUCCCACAUGGUCCCACCUGGUCUCACCUGGUCUCACCUGGUCCCACAUGGUCUCACCUGGUCCCACAUGGUCCCACAUGGUCCCACAUGGUCCCACCUGGUCUCACAUGGUCCCACAUGGUCCCACAUGGUCCCACAUGGUCCCACAUGGUCCCACAUGGUCCCACAUGGUCUCACCUGGUCCCACAUGGUCCCACAUGGUCUCACCUGGUCCCACCUGGUCCCACCUGGUCCCACCUGGUCCCACCUGGUCCCCCGUUGGCUCUGGCCUGUUGUGUGGCUGCCGUGUACCAACUGACUGGUACUCGACAGGGAUUGGCUGGUUGGUCUUUAGAGGCGGGGCCCUUCGCUCCUCUGCUCCCUACUCACUGAUCGGAUUGGUGGAGCUGUUGUCGGGCGGAUUGGCCGCGUGGAAGUUUACCGUCUGGGUGAAAACUCAUGACCGGACUGUUAAAACACGUUAAUGUAGAGAAGGAAUUCUGUAAAAAAUAUAAAAGCGGGAACAGAAUUUAAAUUAAAUUCAGCACCAAAUCAAACGCAGCUCAAGAUAUUCGACAAACGAGUAUCGAUCAAUUCACCAGUCGGAUAUUUAAAAAGACAAAAACAUCAAGUUCCAUCAUUUCAAAUGUGAAACUGUUCAGUUCCUUUCAUCUAUGAAGGUAGAUUUAAUAUCUUUAGCUGAACAACCCAGAAAAACACUUAAAAUACUUGUGAUAUUAAUGAAAAGUUGCAGCCGUGAAAUAAGAACUAAUUGAUUUCAGGAAGUUUCUCAUCAGAAGAGAAAAGAAGGUUUUCAGACUCUGUUGUUCUGCUAGAUGACUGAAGCAGGAAAGGGGCGUGGCAACACGCUCUCAGCUGAUUGGCCGGAGGUCUGGCUGCAUGACGCUGUCGGUACAUUUACAGUGAGUGUCACAACUCAGAUCCACACUUGAAGACGUUUACAGCAUCUCGCAGCGUCGUUCCUUUGUUGUUGUUGUUGUUUCUGCCAAAUCAAAUGUGAACUUGUCACUUUAGCCCAACCACAAACGCUCCGUUUCCCCCCGUUUCAAAGCGACGCUCUGAAGCUCAGAUCUGACCUUAAAGGUGCAAUCAGUCACAAAUCUCCCAACGCUCAGACCCCCUGACGUCCCAGCAUGCACUUGGUUCUCUAAAACCUCACUGAGGCUAAAAUGACUUCACGUGUAUUUAUUCGUAUUCCUGCGAGUGUUUAAAGGUGCAAAGCUUUCCUGGAGGUUCGUUGUUGCGACGCCGUCAUUCUUUCCUGGAAAGAACUCUUUGGUAUGGCGUGAUUUAAAAGACGAGUUCUCCGUUGGUGUAAAACUUUCAUUUAGUGACGUCGGCUGAGGGGGAGAUUCAACCAAUAUGGAGAAUAAAGUCUCCAAUAAUAAUACUUUGACCUAAUCUUGCGAGAAAAUACUUUUUUUGUUUUUUACCAGGAAACGUUCUCAAGUGAUUAAGAAACUAUUUCGGGUUAAUUUCCUAAUGAGUGAAUUCUGUUUGUUGUUGUAGUUCCCGGCAGCGGCCACUAGAUGGCAGUACAGACAUGUACUGAUUGCACCUCUUCUGUUAGAUAGAUAGAUAGAUAGAUAUAUACUUUAUUAAUCCCCAAGGGGAAAUUUGUCGUGAAUUCUGUUGCUCGUGACGCUUCAUCGCAGCUCCACGCAACAAACCCCAACUUAUGCAUUUAAAGCAGCGGCGCCGCUCGCCGGGGAGCGUUCUGGUCGUAUUGGGUUCACGGCGGCUUGCAGCCACCGGGCCGAGCCGCCAGCACUGGCCCCCGAUACGGAUGCACUAUCUGUGAUUCACUGGCGCUUUCACGAGUCCUCGCUCGGCGACCUUUCCUUUGCACAUUUUAAAGACUAUUUUUUUUAUUUUUACACAAGUGUUAUUGUGAGUGUGUGUGUGUGUGAGUGAGAGAGAAACUCAAUACAAGAAUGUAAUGUCUCUUUUUUUAGUUUUAACCGUCAGAUGGCCUCGUUCCCCACUGAGGGUUAACUCCUCGGUGCCAAGAAACACCUGUAGUUCUCUUUAGUGUCUAAAGCCACUGCUGCCACUCCUGUGUGGGUGUGUGGGUGUGUGUGUGUGUGGGUGUGUGUGAGAGAGUGUGUGUGUCUAUAAGUAAACGUGCAUUUACUGCAAUUUGUGCUAUUUGGACACUGCGCCCAAAAUGCCUUGAGCAUUCUGACUGUAGGAGGGGAGAACAUUCAAAUAAUGAUAAUUUAAAAAAAAGAAAUAAUGUACAAAUGUAUAAAACUAAAAUGUACCCUUUUUUAAAUAAGCAAAGUCCACUUAUAUCCCACAUGUUUGGUCUCUGUGUAUUGUUAAAGAAGCCAUGUUUAUAAUUCUAAUUGGUUUGUGACCAAUACGCCUGUUUAUAUCAGAUCUGUAUAUCAGUGGUACGCAUAAUUUUUUAAUAUAUAUUUUUUAUUUUACUUUUUUUUUUAAAUGGGAGAUUUUAUGCAUGGUUGGGUCUGGAGAGACGCAGCGGUGCCGUUGAAUGGUUGCUGUUUUCUGGCAAAAUUCUGGAGUAUUGCGACAGCGCUGUGUUCAUAAUUACAACAAUUAUGGCGACGAAAAACAAUAAAAAGAUAUUUAUUUCA
Molecule: messenger RNA, 6088 nt
Organism: Pseudoliparis swirei
Lineage: Eukaryota; Metazoa; Chordata; Actinopteri; Perciformes; Liparidae
Gene: map3k2
Product: mitogen-activated protein kinase kinase kinase 2
Exons: 16
Coding region: 789-2783 (664 amino acids)
Biological process (GO): protein phosphorylation
Molecular function (GO): protein binding; ATP binding; protein kinase activity
Source: RefSeq, a predicted model, not a curated record